Molecule: messenger RNA, 3649 nt
Organism: Pseudoliparis swirei
Lineage: Eukaryota; Metazoa; Chordata; Actinopteri; Perciformes; Liparidae
Gene: kdsr
Product: 3-ketodihydrosphingosine reductase
Exons: 10
Coding region: 237-1319 (360 amino acids)
Biological process (GO): sphingolipid biosynthetic process
Cellular component (GO): endoplasmic reticulum membrane
Molecular function (GO): 3-dehydrosphinganine reductase activity
Source: RefSeq, a predicted model, not a curated record
UUGUUUGGGUUUACGCACUGAGCGUUUAUCGCUGGGAGCCGAUGUCCACCGCGGUCCUUUAACCUGGACCCUGCAGUUUUGACUCGUUGCCAAACCCCGGAACAACUCCUCCUCCGACGCCUGUGUGUUUCGCCACUCCCUUUCAGGGCCGUCGCCUGCCUCGUUUCUAACGUUAUCGGACCCCCGACGCUGGCCUGCUAGUUAGCAAACAAGCUAACGAUUGCCACAUUUCCCCUAUGUCCUCUGAAGAAGGGCUGAGCUCAACGAUCACGGAUUGGCUUUUAAUCAACUCCUGGUGGCUCCUUCUGCCGUUUGUCAUGCUUCUUGUGGUCGCUGCCUUCAUUGUCGCAUUCGUGUUGCUGUUGUACAUGAUAUCGCCACUUAUUAGCCCCAAACCGCUGAAACUGAACGGGGCCCACGUCGUGGUGACUGGGGGUUCAAGUGGGAUCGGGAAAUCCAUUGCAAUUGAGUGCUACAGGCAAGGAGCAUUCAUCACUUUGGUGGCACGGGAUGAGGCUAAAUUGCUUCAAGCGAAGAAAGAGUUGGAGAAAUUUGCCAUCAAUGACAAACAGGUGGUGCUUUGCAUAUCCGUGGAUGUUUCCAGUAAAUAUAGCCAGGUGGAAAGUGUGAUAAAGCAGGCUCAGGAGAAGCUGGGGCCUGUUGAUAUGCUGGUGAACUGUGCCGGGAUAUCCAUUUCUGGAAAGUUUGAUGAAAUGGAAGUGGACCGUUUUAAAAAACUGAUGGAAGUGAACUACCUGGGCAGCGUGUACCCCACACGAGCCGUCAUAACCACCAUGAAGGAGCGAAGACGGGGCCGCAUCAUGUUUGUGUCCUCCCAAGCAGGCCAGGUCGGCUUGUUUGGAUACACCGCCUACUCCCCGUCCAAGUUUGCCCUGCGUGGCCUGGCAGAAUCUCUGCAGAUGGAGAUAAAGCCAUACAAUAUCUACGUGACGGUGGCCUACCCCCCUGACACUGACACUCCAGGAUUGACUGAGGAAAACAAGUCGAAGCCUCUGGAGACCAAGUUAAUCUCUGAAACCUCGGGAGUCUGUCAACCUGACCAAGUGGCCAAAAUCAUUGUUCGCGAUGCAGUGCAGGGGAACUUCAACAGCUCCGUGGGGCCCGAUGGCUACAUGCUAUCAGCCCUCACCUGUGGCAUGUCACCCGUCACCUCCAUCACAGAGGGCCUCCAGCAGAUCGUGACCAUGGGACUGUUCCGGACCAUCGCCCUCUUCUACCUGGGCAGCUUUGACAGCAUUGUGCGGCGCUGCAUGAUUCAGAGGGAACAGUCGAAAGCAGCUGAAGAUAAGAGGGAGUAACUGCAGCCGUAGCUUCGUCACAGCCUAAUGCCCCUCCUCCUCCUCCUCCUCCACCACACCCCCUCCCAUCCCACCCCCUCCUCCAGAUGUACAAGUGCACAACUAUAGGUGGGAGGGGGGGGGGGGGUGCAUUCCUGAUAUCAAAAGGUGGGAGGAAAGAAAGUGGCAGAUGUUUACUCGUUGCUUGUCCAGUGACAUAACUUCUCCACAGACUUGAGUCAUUUCUAUUUUAUUUGUUCAAACCUCUCGGAGCAUUCCAGUGACUUUUCAGUUUCGUGUGUCCACCUGCUUCUGUUUGUGGGAGCAGCCUUUCAUUAAGAGAAUGGGGCAGACUUAACAUCGGUUCUCAAGGAAGUCUAGGCUUCAUGAGCCACUGACGCCAAGUCAGGCCUACACUUGCACAGUGCGUUUUUUGGGGGGGGGGGGGGUUGCACAGAGGAAAAGCAACAGAUAGCCUGUCUGACCGGUUGUGCCGAUUACAGUUGAUAGUUGGUUCCCACCAGGGGCGAUAGUCAAAACCAGAAUAGUGACUAUCAGCUACCAUUUUGGUUUUUAUACAUCACAAAACUAGGUCCCCCUCGUGAGUCACGUCACUCAGAAAGGCCCCUCCUCGCUACCUGUUUCAUACCAGUGUCUUUGCUGGCAAAGCACCUCACUUCUUGAAUGAACAUCCUCUCCGUUGGAAACCAGUUGUGACCCGCAGUGUUGUGUGGUGUCGUGUGAUGCGUCGUGGUUGUGCUCUUUGUGUUCAGCCUCGAUGUGAGACAGCAGGACUCUGCGGUGAUGUCACAGGGAGCAUGUGAUGAUUUAUUUUUUGUUUUACUAAUGCAAAUACAUUUCCAGUAAAUUAUAAUAUUCCAACAUUGUAGAUGCAGUAUGGGGACAGAUAUUUUUUGAGUGUGUGUGUGCUUUGUGUGUUUUGCUGUGACUGAGCCAACCCCCCCCCCCUCCCUCCCCCUGGGGAGAGAAAAGCCAUUAGUUUUUAUCGUCUGGGGAAAACUCACCAAAUAUUUUGUUGUCGGCCUCCCAUCUUAUUAAACUGGGAGAGGAAAGCAGGUACGAUGGGUUGAAGCCAUGCAAUCAAAAGAUGAAGAGACAAACAAACAAAUAGACCAGCACAGGUAAAUACAUUGUUGACGUGUGAAUCACCUGUUCAAUACAGUUGUUGUUGUUUCAUUGAACAUGUGCGAGGGGGGGGUGCACACAUUCAGCUGCCCAAGCCAGUGAAGAUCCAUAAUCUGUUGAUGGCGGCGGGGGUCGGGGCGAGGCUCGCCGGUUCGGGUCUCGUCCCCGGCGGUCCGGUGGGGGCGCUCGAGAUUUGCUUAACAUAAACACUGAAACGGUAGAGAGACGUGUAGACCUGCAGUCACCGUGUCGUACACAGUCUGGACUCUGCCGCUCCCUAAAUGACUAUCUAUUCCCACCUUUUAAAAAUUAAAAUAAAAAAAGCGACAACUUUGUAUUCACCGCACGUGUUUCCAUACGUUUUGCAUUCCGAGGCGGUAAAAGGAGAGCGUCGACUCCUGCGAGUCUUCCUUCUGGUCCGCCACAAACUAGAGAGAAGGCUUUAAUACAAACCAAUCAGAACAUCUUAGUUUCUUUUAAAUAAACCAAUAUUCAAUUGCCAAAAUGUGUUGAGACAAUUUCUGUAUGAUGCAUGUUUUAGAUGUUGCUGCUCUGUUGGCGUUCGUUCGGGCGCCCGUUCUGCGCCUUAAGUCGUGACUACUGAUGAGGAUGAUGCUAGAAGGAUGGACCUGUCCACGCACUAUUGUGACUUUGCCCACCUGUGGUUUACUAGUUCAUCUCAUACGUCAUCUUUAAUACUUCUCUGUGUGAAAAUUCCAGAUGUUUUGUCAAUUCCCGGUCUCCGCGUGUCAAAAAGGAGCCUUAGAAGUCGUGACGGUGAGAAUGGACGUCUCGUGUUGUGAUGAUGUUCUCAUUAGAAGUUGGCUCAACGGCAUAUCGUCCUGCACUCGAGAGUUUCUCAAUAAAUUUCCGUUCAUUGCUUUCAAAAGUUGUCUUUCACUUUGAGGCGGCAACACAUUGUCGAUGGAACAUGUAGCCCACCUGUAAGAAGCAGUCUUGGUUUAACCUUAAGCUAUGCAAAUGAAGCUCACGCUACCAUCAACAUAGUCAAGAUGUAAGUUCUAACAGUCUCGCGGUAGUUUCCCUAUUUAAUGGAGUAAUCAUCAAGAUACUUUGAUAUGGAACAUGGAAGUCAUAAUGCCCUCUUUCGUUUAGUUCUUUCUUGCUUUUUACCUGUUUUCUGCCAAAAAAAAAACACCUUCACCUUGUGUGCCAUUGAAAAUAAAUGUGAGAAGUGGAAUGUU